Molecule: messenger RNA, 2835 nt
Organism: Cylicocyclus nassatus
Lineage: Eukaryota; Metazoa; Nematoda; Chromadorea; Rhabditida; Strongylidae
Source: the annotation of a GenBank genome assembly
AUGGCAGUAUUCGGAAAACCUACUUCAUCAUCGCUACUGCUUUCUCGACGCUCAUCUGUCAAGACUUUCAUUGAAUUGCUGAGUCUCUGCAUGGAAAUAAAGACCUUCAUUUCAUUGGCAGCGAGAAGCGCUAUUAAAGUCAGCUUUUUACUUUCACCAUGCCAGAGUCUCCCUAGAAGUGCUACUUGCCUUUGGACAACGACUAGGCACUUAGCUACUAGACUUAUACGUCAACUCAUUGGUAACUCACCGGUGAGAAGGCUUGAGCUCCGUCUGCGCAAUGUCUCGAGCAUCAGUAAAAUAGUGUGGUCAUCCUUUGAUUUCAUGUGCGGACCAGAGUUGAAAUUUGUCUGGGAGAUCUCGCCAUCAUCCUCACUCUCUCCAGUAAAUCUGAGUGGAGAAGAAGGAUCAGUUAACGAUGCUGAAAGUCUCGAGUCAUCCAUGACACAUUCUGUUCAGUUCGAGGAUAUUGACGAUCCUCUGCAGACCGCUCUGCUGAGCACAACAGAGAUGUAUGAUAGCAUGUUCAUGGACGAUUCGAUGUAUCACGAAUACCGCCUAUCGAGCCGCAGUGGAUAUACAUUCCAAGAGUUACGUUAUCUGGACGAAUAUAUGGUAGACAGUAGUUAUAGCGGCACCGAUUCCAACUUGACCUUGACGGACUCGAGAACGCAGGAUCAGUCCUCCAAUACACAAUCCACUUCAUCUGCUACAACAACAUUGACCAAGCCGGAUAGUUCUGAGCAGCUGCUAGAAGCGCACGAGGAGGGGGAUGAACCAGUUGCUCAUGAUCCGAUGGCCGGCACACCCAUGGAACACUUAAAUAUCUCGACGCUGCUUUCGUCGGACCCUCCAGAAACUCUCGAAGAGCAGAAUGAAAGUACAACGGGAAAUGUGAUCGCGCGAAACACUUCCGGUAGCACAACUGGGGGUAAGACGAGCACAUCGUCGUUUACCAAACUUUCCGAUGAUGAUGGGGCUACCGAGAAACCAUCAGAAGGAGGAGAUGGCACUGAUACCGAUAAAGCUGGCAGCGCACUGAUCACUUCGUGCGUUGAUUCGGGCAUAGGAGGUACAAUCUCAACGCAUAGUGAGUUGAGCGCUCUAUGCUUUUCACCUAUGGCUGAAUCUACUCCCAAGCCGCAAACGAGAACGUCCUCAGCAGAAAAGAGCAAGCGUAAGUUGUCGCAAGGAUCCUCAUUUGAUGACGAUAUUGUAUCAUUCCUUGAUCUUCCAAUGGAUACUACAAGUGAUUCUAUCACUGAUGAAUUCUUUGUCUCGAAGUUUAUUCUCGCAGAGCAGAUAUUCAGUGUUCAAUUGCCAUCGAAUCCUUUGAUACAUAAACUGAAAAUUGUUCCUUCCCGCAACCUUCUUGUGGGUUCAUUCAUUUUCUCACUUCCUGGCUCGUCCGGGACCAGAACUAUUCACGCAAUAUCAUUUUUGAUGAAUAUCCGCAAGCAGGAGUGGUAUUUGGAACGUGAGCAUUUUUUCGAGUCUGUGUUACUCGACCUGAUUCCAAGGUUGAAAGCAUCAAUGGUAGCUGAGGCUUGGGAAGACGUUGUAAUCCGAGCCAACAUUGAAUUCACACGGUUGAUGCAUCUAGUCACUACAUUGGAUCGAUACCCAUUAGUGUCGGAUUCUCGUCCGCUCCUGAUCAAGAAUACCUUGCUUACCGGUAAGCGGUGUCACAAUGACAGAGUGCUCUGUAAAGCCAUAUCGGGUGUCCUGCAGAGCCAAGGACAAUGCGUCAUCAUAGGAUCCGACAACCUUUAUGUUACAAGGUUGUUACAUACCCUGGCAGCUUUUGUUCCUGAGCAGCUGCGAUGGUCUUGUCCUCGAAUGUAUCGUCACAAAUUCAAUCCGUACCUGCGCUUGCAGGUUGUACGCAGGUAUGAGCUGCCUUAUCUUUUGCAAUGUGGUGCACUAGCCAGCUGGCCAAUAUGCGUCGUUGAUGUGGAUCGCUCGACUGUAUGCAUGUCAGCUCCGUACAGCCGACAUCGCAUACUGAAACGGAGGGCUGACACGCAGCGAGUUUCCGCUAUUUUGGAAGGAUCUGUGAAGAGUAGACCCGUUACUCUCGAAAUGAGCUCCUGUCGUAUCUUGGAUUGUGUAAAGAUUUUCUUGAAACGUCUCGAUCUUCUUCCUGUGGAGGAGUCGGCGAGGAUGGGCUUCAUAAAUCACAUUCAAGUGAGCCUUUACCGACGGAGAAGUCGUCAGCAACUAAAAGCUCACGAUUUUCACUGAGCGAAUGCAGAAAAGCUUUAGACUUGCAAUCGGACGCUUUCUUCCAUGCUGUGCUUGCCAGAGCAGAUCUAAUUGCUCCAGAUAUAGCCGAGUUCAUUUACAGCUCGGGUUGAAGAUCGCAAGAGUAUUUCCUAGUAACAAAGCAUUAAAAAUGGUUGACUUAGCAAACCCCAACAUGAUCUUUCCUCAUUGAUUUCAUCGCAUACUUGCACUUCACAUUAGUCAGUUCACUAGAGUUACACUGUGCCUCCUGUCUUUGUAGGGUGCCUUGUAUCGUUUCGGUGCAGCAGUAGUAGUACGGUCGUGGUUAUUGCUUCAUCCAGCUUGCGCAAACUUAUCAAUCAGUUGUAGUCACUUCUUCACCCAUGCAAGUUUAUGGAUGUCUGCUUGUAAUUACCAAACAAUAUUUUCUUUGUGCCUUGUAAUCAUGUAACUAUUAUACGUACCAAUUGUUUCUAUCACUGUUCCAAUGCGCUGUUAUAAUCUUCCUUUUCGUGAUAUGUAAAUAUCCCUCUGGCCUCGUGCUAGGCUGAAGUUCUCCAAAAAUUUUUUUAGCUUGAAACUUGAUAUAACAAUAUUGACCAAACUGUG